AGACCUCAUUUACGAGAAAUAAGAACAAUACAUAUUGAGAAGACAGCUGAACCUGUAGGAUUUCAGAUACAACCUGGACCAGAAGGUGGUAUAUUUGUAUCAUCAGUUAGUGAGAAUAGUCUAGCUUCUGAUGCUGGUAUAGUAGUUGGUGAUCAACUGUUGGAGUAUAAUUCAGUUGAUUUCCGAUCAGUGACAGCUGAACAAGCCUCAGCUGAAUUAAGUCGACCGUGUUCAGUGAUGAGACUGUUAGUUCAUUUCAAUCUAAUAAGUAAGUAG
Molecule: messenger RNA, 276 nt
Organism: Lottia gigantea (owl limpet)
Lineage: Eukaryota; Metazoa; Mollusca; Gastropoda; Lottiidae
Exons: 2
Molecular function (GO): protein binding
Source: RefSeq, a predicted model, not a curated record